Messenger RNA from Gossypium arboreum, 1321 nucleotides. Its product is annotated as vesicle-associated protein 4-2-like. Gene Ontology annotation, biological process: endoplasmic reticulum membrane organization. NCBI's taxonomy places the organism in Eukaryota, Viridiplantae, Streptophyta, Magnoliopsida, Malvales, Malvaceae. The coding region runs from base 218 to 991 and encodes 257 amino acids. The record is from RefSeq and is a predicted model, not a curated record. The transcript has 7 exons. Gene Ontology annotation, cellular component: plasma membrane; endoplasmic reticulum membrane.
ACUUUUAAAGGGGAAAAGCGGACUUCAAAUUCUCCCAAGUCAAAUACAGUACAAUCCAAGCUCUAAAAUCCGACCCCUUCUCUCCCUCUCCCUCUCUCUCUCUCUCUCUCAUUUCCUUGUCACGACUUUCUCGAUUCGAGUACCAGUGGAAGUUCCUUCCUCUGCGAAACGUAAAGAAACGGUGUCCUAUAUGCCCUCGUGAUUGUUUUGAGAUAAGAUGGCAAUAGAAACCGACCAAAAGUCAUCGUACGACGGCAAAGUUUGGGGGUUCUUUAAGCUGCCGUUUAGACAAACCGGGAACACCAGCAGUACGACGUCUUCUUCCUCCGCUCAAACUCAGCCUCACCUCGAAGGAUCCGACCAUCAUGCCUCGGCUAACUCCGUUUCCUCUGUCGCCAAGUCGCUUUUGCCUACUCGUCGCCGGCUCAAACUUGAUCCGGCUAAUAAGCUCUAUUUUCCAUAUGAACCUGGCAAACAAGUGAGGAGCGCGGUCAGGAUAAAAAACACGAGCAAGUCAUAUACAGCUUUCAAGUUUCAAACUACAGCGCCCAAGAGUUGUUUCAUGCGCCCACCAGGUGCUAUUCUUGCACCUGGGGAGAGCAUCAUUGCGACCGUCUUUAAGUUUGUUGAGCAACCUGAGAACAAUGAAAAGCCAAUGGAGCAAAAGAGCAAGGUUAAGUUUAAAAUCAUGAGUCUCAAGGUGAAGGGUCCAAUGGAGUAUGUUCCCGAGCUGUUUGAUGAGCAAAAGGAUCAAGUGGCAAUAGAGCAAAUUUCGCGGGUUGUUUUUCUAGAUCCCAAGCGCCCUUGUCCUGCUCUGGAAAAAUUGAAGCGCCAAUUAGCUGAUGCUGAUGCUGCAGUUGAGGCACGCAAAAAGGCUCCGGAGGAUGCAGGUCCAAGGAUAAUUGGGGAAGGACUUGUGAUAGAUGAAUGGAAAGAGCGAAGGGAAAGAUACCUUGCUCGGCAGCAGAUUGAAGGAGUAGACUCAGCUUAAAGUGGUAAUUCUUCAUUAGUUUCCUCGUUGUAUGGUUGAAGUUUUAUAUAGUCGUCUCGUGCUUAUGUCCAUCAAAUCAUUUCAUGUAACGCAAAGGGUAUUGUCUCAGAAGAAUGAUCUGGAAAUUUCGAAAUAUUUUGUGGUUGUAAAGAAGAGUGAAGUUGAAAUUUCUGUAAUUGGAGACUUGAAAUCAGCUAGUUACUAUCUGCAUUGUAGAUAAUGUGAUUUUGCCGCCUCCCUAAGGGGAAUAAAACUGUUCUUCAUGGGGUGUAAUACACUAAAUGGAUAUCAAACCGAGUAGGAGUAUUUAAAUGCAUACAUAAUCAAUAA